AUAAUCACCUUUCCUGACUCUGGCUGUGUAUAUAAGUCUGACACUCCCCUAAGAAACUGCUUGGAUAUUGUCUUGUAACCUCAGUUCAAGUCUAAGCUAAGCUGUGUGAAGGUGAAGUCAGCACUACCAAUCUGGAUCACCAGCUGAAUGUCUGAUCUCAAACACAGCCCUUUUCAGACACAGACAGCUGCAAGAUUCUCCAGAGUAGUUUCCAUUUGGGACACACCUACACCUCCUUACAGCUCAUUGCCGCACACUGAUUUCAAGACAGAAGCUAACACAGAAGGGCAGUUUGUGCUGAGCAAUAUUUCAUCCCCGUAAGGCAUACGGAUACCUGGAUACUCUGCUUCCUCUGACGGCUAACAAGAGCUGCAUGAUAGGAGGAGUGAAAAGUUGUUCCUGCCUUUGGUAACGCAAAGUCUUUGGAUUUCUUAGGGCUUUACAUCAUUUAUAGAAGAUCUAGUCAGAGCUUUGGCAAGACAAGCUCUUCAUCCGUAACCUUCCUUCAGGAUUUCAGAGUGCGACGUUCAUCCUCUCAAGUAAAAUGUGUACAGAGGUUUUGUAUGAGUCAUGACCGAGUGGCUAAAGACCUAACUGGGAGGGUCAGUGAUUUGCAGUUAUUGAGCUAACUCAGCAAACCAACAAUGACAUCUGAACUGGAGUUCAUUUCUCGACGGUCACCCAUAGUCUGCACUGGGGGCUGUGCAGCAUCAAGUCAGCCGCUUGCAACAAACAUUGGCUUAGACAUCCUAAAAAAAGGUGGAAAUGCUGCUGAUGCAGCUGUGGCCAUAGCAGCUGCCCUGAAUGUCACUGAACCAGGCAGUACUGGAUUAGGUGGCGACUGUUUUUGUAUCUAUUACAAGGCAGAAACCAAGCAGGUUUUUGGACUUAAUGGAAGUGGCAAGUCUCCAAAGGCACUGAAUAUUGAUUUGUUGAAACAGCAAGGUUUUGAAGAGUCAAAUCCUCCUCCUUCUAAGCAUGCUCAUAAUGUCACUGUGCCUGGUGCUGCAGCUGCCUGGGCUGACACAGUUUCUUUAUUUGGAAGUAAAAUGCUCAGCCUUGAAGACAUUUUGAAACCUGCCAUUGAACUGGCAGAAAAUGGUUUCCCAGUGUCUGAGAUUUCUGCAUAUCUAUGGCAAACAGAUGCGUUUCUCCUUCAAGAUCCUAAUAACAAGCAUGGAAGAGAUCUACUAAUCAGUGGGCAACCGCCUCAGCAUGGGCAGAUCUUCAGAAACCCUUUCCUGGCAAACUCUUUAAAAAUACUGGCUAAAUCAGGUAAAAAGGGAUUCUAUGAAGGUCGCAUUGCUAAGGCUAUUGUAGAAGUUGUGAAGUGCCACGGUGGAGUUAUUGAUCUGGAAGAUUUGGCUAGCCAUAGAACAGAAGAGGUACAGCCCAUAUGGGCAACAUAUAAGGGUUUGAAAGUCUGGGAAUUACCACCAAAUGGACAAGGAAUCAUUGUACUAAUAGCCUUGAAUAUUCUGGAAAACUUUAAAGUGAAAGAGAUGGGGCAAAACAGUGCUGAUUAUCUCCAUACCCUAAUUGAAGCAUUGAAAUUAAGCAUUUCGGAUUGCUCCUGGUAUUGUGCAGACCCUUAUAUUAAGCCUGUACCAACAGAGGAUCUUCUGAGGAAAGUUUAUGCUGGGAAACGAUCAAAGCUUAUAGAUAUGGGAAGAGUGUCUGAAGCAAAUACACACGGAAACCCAUUCGAAACAGGAAGUGACACUGUUUAUUUCACCGUGGUUGAUUCCCAAGGCAAUGCAUGUUCUUUCAUAAAUAGCAAUUAUAAAAAUUUUGGUACGGGCCUAGUGCCAGAGGGCUGUGGGUUUACUUUGCAGAACCGAGGAAACAGUUUCUCACUAGCUCCUGGUCAUCCAAACUGUCUGGGACCUGGCAAACGUCCCUUUCACACCAUCAUCCCUGCUAUGGUGACAUCAUCAGAUACACAGGACCUGUUGUGUUCCUUUGGAGUUAUGGGAGGUUCCAUGCAACCCCAAGGACAUGUCCAGGCCCUUUUGAAUAUGACAGAAUUUGGAAUGAAUCCUCAGCAAGCUCUAGACGCACCUCGGUUUCUUGUUGAAUAUUCUAAAAAAGAGCAUAAAUGGCAGCUUUUCCUUGAGGACGGUAUUUCAGGGAAUGUAGCUGCUGAAUUAAAACGUAGGGGCCAUGAUGUCCACUGGCCAAUAUGUGGCCAUGACAGAAGGAUGUUUGGACGUGGCCAGAUAAUCACCAAAGGAGACUGGUGGAAGUCAUGGCAAAUCCCCUUAGACAAUGGGAAGGUGUGGUGGGCUGGUUCAGAUCCUCGAGGCGAUGGCUGUGCAUUGGGAUACUGAACCAAGGAGAAGCUGAUAAGAACAAAUGUUUCUUAUUUUAUACUGUAAUUUUAAUCACAAAUUAGAUUGAAUCAGACCCCAUUCACUAAAAGGUCAAUAAACACUUUGAGAUUUUUGAAUAAAUUGUUUGGUUAUGUGCAAUAAAACAACCUUGCAAUA
Bombina bombina (fire-bellied toad) is the source of this 2489-nucleotide messenger RNA. Its product is annotated as glutathione hydrolase-like YwrD proenzyme. The record is from RefSeq and is a predicted model, not a curated record. Bases 645 to 2330 code for a protein of 561 amino acids. NCBI's taxonomy places the organism in Eukaryota, Metazoa, Chordata, Amphibia, Anura, Bombinatoridae. Gene Ontology annotation, molecular function: glutathione gamma-glutamate hydrolase. Gene Ontology annotation, biological process: glutathione catabolic process. The transcript is spliced from 16 exons.